This is a messenger RNA of Vicia villosa (hairy vetch), 3519 nucleotides long. Its product is annotated as F-box/kelch-repeat protein At3g23880-like. The record is from RefSeq and is a predicted model, not a curated record. NCBI's taxonomy places the organism in Eukaryota, Viridiplantae, Streptophyta, Magnoliopsida, Fabales, Fabaceae. The transcript has 2 exons. Gene Ontology annotation, molecular function: protein binding. The coding region runs from base 84 to 1298 and encodes 404 amino acids.
ACAACCACUGGCAUAGCAUUCAGUACAGCAAUUCAUUUUUCAAUUCAACGAGUCUCCAACUCCGUCAGUUCCGUCACGAGAAAAUGGAUCUCCCUCUCUCUCAAACCCGUCGGCCGCCCAGCUCGCCGUCGUCACCGCCAAUCCUCCCCGACGAAAUCAUGGCGGAAGUCCUCUCCUUCCUUCCUGUCAAAUCUCUCAUUCAAAUGAAAUGUGUUAGUAAGUUCUUCAACUCCCUCAUUUCCGAUCCCACCUUUAUCAAAAUUCAUCUCCGUCGAUCCGCUCGAAACCCUCAACUCACACUCGUCUCUGGAAAUUCCGUAGCAGAUUUCCGUUUCGUCACUCUCCCUAUAAACAGUUUUCUCGACAAUCCUCUGAUCACCAUUCCGGAGAAGCCUUUCCAUCAGUUGUUGGAUACUGUCCAUUACUGGUUGGUUGGUUCUUGUAACGGAUUGCUCUGUUUUGCUCAUUAUGAUAGUUUCACUAAUAGUUAUAGAGAUUGCUGGCUCAAUUUCUAUAAUCCAGCUACAAAUGCUUUAUCUAAGAAAUUAGGCCAUUUUAAGGAUUAUUGCAAGCAUCGUUAUUUCUUCUCUAGAUAUGCAUUUGGUUAUGAUAAUUUAACUGAUAAUUAUAAAGUAGUCGCUUUACGAGUGGUUGGUGGUGACGAAGAAAUUGGUGACACUGAAACUCAAUUGAGAACACAGGUGAGAGUUUUUAGUGUGGCUGAUAAUGUUUGGAGAGAUAUUCAAGAUUUUCCGGUUGGUCCUCUCCGGUUAACUCUUCCAAGUGAGAACCAUGGUGUUUAUUUAAAUGGUAGUCUUAAUUGGCUGGCGCUGCGUAAUUGUUACUCUGCGGAUAGGUUUUAUCAUAGUUAUGAUAUUACUCUUGAUCAAUUUGUGAUCAUUUCACUUGAUUUGGGUGCUGAGAGACAUGUGCAGUUAAUGCCGCCUCGCGGUUUGGAUGAAGUGCCGCUUAUUGAGCCGACUAUUUCUAUGUUAAUGGAGUCUCUUUGUUUUUGUUAUGAUUUCAAACAAACUUGUUUGGUUAUAUGGCAGAUGAAGGAAUUUGGGGUUGGAGAGUCUUGGACUCAACUCUAUAGAAUUAAAUAUCAAAAUCUUCAACACACUGGAUGCUGGUUGCCUUUGCACAUUUAUGAGAAUAAGAAUACUUUGGUAUUGGCAAACAAGCGAGGCCUGCUAGCUAUAUAUGAUUGGGAAAAUAAUAGAGUAGAGAUAGUUACCAAUAAACCGAGAUGGGCCUUUUGCAAGGAUUAUGUUGAAAGUUUGGUUUCAGUUCGAUGAAAAUCAACAACCCCAAAUUCAAGCACAUCUGGUGCUAUAGUAUUGAUAGAACAUGGUGGAGUGCUUGGAAGAAAAAGGAUGAUGCUUAAUGGAACAAUGGAUAAUUUCAUCAGGGACAUCAGCAAUAACUAGAGUGGUAAUUGGAAGGCUUUGGGGGCUACAACUUAUCACUUGCUUUGGUAUUGGAGGAGCCAAAGAAUGUAUGUGGAUGAUUGUGUCAUGCCGCAUAACUUAGCAAAAGAUAUUGAGGAUAAGGUGCAGUAUUACUUUAGGAGCUUAGAGCUGAACAACAAGAUUGCAGCAAGGAAGAAAGAGGUGAAGCAAGUUCAUUGGAGUCCUGUUAGUGGUGACUGGACAACUCUCAACUCGGAUGGGUCAGUAAAUCAUGCUGGCUUGGCAAGCUGUGGAGGCUUAAUGAGGAGCAGUGAUGACACUUGGAUUCAGGGAUUCACUAAGACACUUGGGAGCAGGUACGAAUUUACUUCAGCUUAUCAUAAGGGAGCUUCAAAAAGUGUUGGAGUUUUGCAUUUUUCAUGUGUAUCGAGAGGCGAAUUGCAGUGCCAACUCUUCCUAAAAUGGGAAGUAGUAAUAGAAUAGGUUCAGCUUAUUUUGAUAAUUGCCCUCAAGAUGUUGUGGUGCAUUAUGUAGCGGAUAAAAUUGGGAGUUCCUCUAUGAGGACUGUGUAACUCUCUUCUUUUUCGGGCUCCGGCCCUCAUCAAUCACAAAUAAAAAACGUUGCAAUAUACUAAACUUACUGUUUAGAUGAUUAUUGGUAAUUAUGUGAAAAGGCUUGUUUUGUUUUUACAUUGCUUAUAGAGUCUUCUUUUUCAUUUGUUUGCAUGGGAGGCUCUGAUUAACUUGGCUCCAAUUAAACUUGCUUCAUUUCAUAACCGCUCCCUUGAGUGUCGGGCUAAGAAUUUUUAGUUGUUUGGAUACUGUGUGGAAGAAUUUGCUGUUUAGAAGAUUUAGGACUUGGUCACGUCCAUAUUUUUUUCUGCAUUAUUUAAUUGUCUGAUAAAAGUGUUCUUUGUUAGUAAUAUGUUAAAAAUUUAUAGGACACGACCUUUCAGUAUUUGCUUUUGCUUACGGGUGCUUUAAUUAUUGAAUGGGGAAUGCAGUAACUUGAUGAUUUUCUGGAGCCCUAUGAAUGAGUGGUAUUGAUGUAACUAUGAAUUAGGAAGUGCCGAGAGAAAGAGGAAUUCAUAUUAUGUAAAAGUGAAAGAAUGAUUUCAUUGAUUGAAACUGAUUACACUGUAGAGAGACGUGUUUGUUUAUAAUGCUUAUGAUUCUUUUAAUAUUAUAUAUAGAUGAUGAACAACUUCUUUUAAUAUUAUGUGAGUUUAGUGUUGAGUUAUUCCGUUACAGUUACUAGAUGAGAAUUGCAUGUUCUGAUCUCUACUAGAUUUCGCGGUCUAGGCAACCUUGUUAAAGAUGUUCUAAGUUUCAAUGUAUUAAACUCAUUGGUUGGAUGAUCAUAUGUAAGUAUGCAAUAAGAGUUGUUUUGUUUUUACCUUGUUAUAGAAUCUCAUUACUUUGUCUGUGCUCGCAGGAGAGCCUCUGGUUAGCUUAAUUCCAAUUAAACUUACUCAAUUUCAUAACCAUGCUUGUGAGUAGUGUAAUAGUAUAUAAUACAUACAGUAGAGUUUUGAAGUUAAACUUUGAAGUUAAACUUAAAAAGUGAUAUACUUUCUUUUAUAAGAAUAGUUGCAUCAUGAAUAACUUGUUCAACUUUUGUUUGAGGUAUUCAAGUAUCUGACAUUUUCCAAAUUGUGGAAGGAGAUUGUGAAGUGCUUGGGAAUAGAAUUGUGCUUUUAAAUAUUUGACUAGUUCAAUAUUGUGCAAAAGAAUGAUGUACAGAAAAAUGGUAAAACAAAUUGGGUGGGGGUGGGGGUCAAACUUGCUUUUAUUGAUAAUCUUACUGAAACUUGUAAAUAAAAAUUAAAUGCAAUCUCAUGAAUGAAACAAAUAGUUCUGCGGAAUGAAAUAACGCAUAAAUAAAAAUAGAAAAGUUUUAAAUAUCAUAUAAAAAAUUACAUUGUUUUAUUUAAAUAAUCUACUAACUUUUAAUAUUCUGAAACACUUUUUGUAAAGAGAAAAAGGAAUAUGCACUGACAGUGUAAAAUAUAUUUACACUGUCAACCAAUCACAACCAUGUAUCCAAUUAAAACAUAAUUUUAAUUCAAAAAAACUAAUAUGACAUGACAAGUGUAAGGAUUUUGAU